AUGUCCAUAGACGUCAACUGGAGGACUGCCACCUCUGGUCCAGACGGUGAGGCUCUGGCAGAGCGCAUUCGCUCUUUCAUUCACGACAGGUUCCAGCAGGUGGCCCUCCCUCGUUUCAUCCGAUCCGUCCAAGUCCAUUCUUUCGACUUCGGAACCAUUCCGCCCGACCUUGAGAUCAAGGACCUCUGCGAGCCUUUUGCCGAUUUCUACGAAGAAGACGAAGAUGAUGAGACGUCCGAGGUGUCGGAGGAGUACGUCUCCGACCACGGCAAUCAAUGGCACGGGCAUUCUGAUCUCAACGAAUCCCCAUUUCGAGACGACUUGAACCACCCGCUACGCGAUCCAUUCGAUGAUGACUACCAACCUUCGGCCCUGCGAUCACCAAUGCCCUUAGGCGACCAUCUGAAUCCUCAUUUCCUUCCCCGGGCCGGCACUCCUGGCAUUCCUGGCGGAACGUCAACAUUGGGCUAUCACCUCAUGUCCAUUGGUGGGCUGUCGGGGACACAAACCCCUCUUGCCGCGGUCGCCGGUGGAACUCCCUUCGCGAGCAACUGGACAGAACCUGGCAUGCGGCCUGGAAACAUUCAUCUUCCGUCAACUCCGACCCGUAUGCAUCACACCCGCCCGGACGCCGACAUUGAUUCUAGCAAUCCGGCCUCGCGCCCCUCGACGUCGAGUACCCACCCGUCUCAUCCGUCUGGGUCACAAAGAAAUAGCGGGGAUAGUACAAUGGGCAAAGACAACGGACCGCAUCGGCAUGCAGAGAAUGACGGUGCACAAGGCGAUCCUCUGCGACUUCCUCCUCGAAUGAGGGAGCGCAAGCCUGAAGAUUUCCAGGUUAUGUGUCACGCCAAAUAUGCGGGGGAUAUCCGGCUGUCGUUGACUGCGGAGAUCUUGCUUGAUUAUCCGAUGCCGAGCUUUGUGGGACUACCUCUGAAGCUCAACGUCACCGGUCUCACUUUCGACGGAGUUGCGGUCAUCGCCUACAUUCGAAAACGCGUUCACUUUUGCUUCCUAUCCGCCGAGGAUGCGGACGCCUUGAUAGGGUCUGAACAACAGGAGACCGGGGAUCAGAGCGACCAUGGCCGGACCGGGGCCGAUCCCUCCACGUCACCUAAACGCCAAGGGGGCCUUCUGCGAGAGAUUCGAGUCGAAAGCGAAAUCGGCCGCAAAGAAGAUGGAAAACAAGUCCUGAAGAAUGUCGGAAAAGUUGAACGGUUUGUUCUAGCUCAGGUGCGACGUAUCUUCGAGGAAGAACUUGUUUUCCCGAGCUUCUGGACAUUUCUCAUCUAG
Molecule: messenger RNA, 1293 nt
Organism: Aspergillus affinis
Lineage: Eukaryota; Fungi; Ascomycota; Eurotiomycetes; Eurotiales; Aspergillaceae
Gene: mdm12
Product: ERMES complex subunit MDM12
Exons: 1
Coding region: 1-1293 (430 amino acids)
Biological process (GO): mitochondrion organization; phospholipid transport
Cellular component (GO): ERMES complex
Molecular function (GO): lipid binding
Source: RefSeq, a predicted model, not a curated record